Notolabrus celidotus (New Zealand spotty) is the source of this 1689-nucleotide messenger RNA. It is a transcript of the gene hpxa, whose product is annotated as hemopexin a. NCBI's taxonomy places the organism in Eukaryota, Metazoa, Chordata, Actinopteri, Labriformes, Labridae. Bases 160 to 1449 code for a protein of 429 amino acids. The transcript is spliced from 11 exons. The record is from RefSeq and is a predicted model, not a curated record.
GUGUGAUCAGACUCAGGUGGACCACUAAUUAAGGACGGGGUGGGCUUCUUCCAUAUUUUGUGGCCCACACAAACUAGGCUCUGAUAUAAAAGGUUGUGCAGCAGCAGCCAGGCACCUUUUGCCCAGCUCUGCCUCUCCGGACUCAGAAGACUAGUCACCAUGAAGCUGCUCGCACACAUCCUGUGUCUCUGCCUGGCCCUCGCUCUGGCAUGGGCCGAUGAGCCUGAAACCGAAAUAUCAACCGUCCCUGACCGGUGUGAGGGCUUGGAGAUGGAUGCUGUUACAGUGAACGAAGAAGGAACUCCAUACUUUUUCAAGGGUGACUUCCUGUUCAAGGGUUUCCAAGGCUUACCAGAGCUGUUCAAUGAGACCUUUGCUGAGCUGGAUGACCUUCACCACCUGGACCACGUAGACGCUGCUUUCAUUAUGCACUACGAGGAAAGCCCCACCGACCAUGACCGCGUUCACCUCUUCUUGGACGACCAGGUGUUCAUCUAUUUCCAACAUAAGCUGGAGGAAGGUUACCCCAAGAACAUCUCUGAAGUGUUCCCAGGCAUUCCUGACCACCUGGAUGCUGCUGUUGAGUGUCCCAAAUCAGAGUGUGAGGAAGACUCUGUCAUCUUCUUCAAGGGACACGAUAUCUACCAUUACAACGUCAAAACCAAGGCUGUACAUGAGAAAGACUUUAUCUCCAUGCCAAACUGCACGUCUGCUUUCCGCUUCAUGGAGAACUAUUACUGCUUCCACGGACACAUGUUCUCCAAAUUCGACCCAAAGACCGGCUUUGUGCACGCCAAAUACCCCAAAGAGGCCCGCGACUACUUCAUGAGAUGCUCCAAGUUUAGUGACGAGAGCGACGACGUGGAAAGAGAGCAAUGCAGCCGUGUUCACUUUGAUGCCAUCGCAGCUGACUCAGCUGGCAACACGUGCGCCUUCAGAGGCCAUUACUUCCUUCAUAAAGAAGUGAGCAACGGCACACUGCAUGCUCACACCAUCGAGAGCGCUUUCAAGGAGCUGCACAGUGAUGUGGACGCUGUUUUCUGUCACAAUGAAAACGCCUACAUGAUCAAGGGUGACCAUAUAUUUGUUUACAACGUGGCUGCCAAGCCCUACACCCUCCUGGAUGGUUACCCCAAGCCUCUGAAGGAGGAGCUGGGCUUCGAUGGUCCUGUUAAUGCUGCAUUUGUCUGUGAAGAGGGUGUUGUUCACGUCGUUAAAGGUCAGAGCAUGAUAUCUGUGGAUAUGAAGACGACCCCGCCCGCCACUGUAAUCGAGCAUCCCAUUUUCAGCUUUAAGAGAGUCGACGCCGCCUAUUGCCACAGUGGAGGACUUGAGGUGAUUGUUGGCAACCACUACUACCACUAUGAGAGCCCCAUGUUGUUUGCCACAGGCAAAAUGAUCCCUGAGCAGCACAAGGUCUCCAUGGAGAUGUUCGGCUGUGAUCACUAAGUGGUUCGCUUUGAAAGACUGAAUUGAUCGAGCAGAGCUUCACAUACAGCAAGAUGAAACAUGGAAACAAAUGCACUGCCAACAUCAUGCAGGAGGAUGCAAUGUCUCAUUCCCCUUUUGUAUUUCUGUUUUCAUACUUCACAUAAGCAGUGGUCAUCCUGGCAAAGGAUAUUAUGUGUUUUCCUGUGGUUCAUUUUGUACAGCGUUGUUGUGAAUAAAGUGGAGAGGCAACACACAACA